UCCGGCGGCCGGGCGCGCUCCGUCCUGCCGCGCCGCCUCGCCGCCCCGCUCCUUCCUCGGUCUGGCGCCGUCUUCGUGACACUUCUGCGGCGUACUUUGUGAGGUUUGGAGGUUUUAAAGGGACCUGAAGUUGUCAUUUAUGGAGUGUCGCCGCUUCGCACAGCUUUUGAGACGAGGUGGUGAGGUCUGAUUGUCCAGCACACCCAGUAAACACCCAGUUCUUUAGAAAGUCCGGCUCCCUCACCGCAGCAAGGAGGGGCGGCCCCCUUUUGUCCCGAGCGAAAGUCACUCUUGCUGAAGGUCAGCAGGAUGAAUUUGGAAAUGAGAUACCAGAGGGAGGAAUAUGGACAAGACGAGAAGAAAGGAGUAUGACUAGGAAAGUGCUGAGAGGAAGAAAGGGAAAUGCAGGAAGUCCGUGAAUUGGAAUGACCGUUCCCUACUUCUUCUUUGGUCCCCAGUUCCUCGCCCUCAGAGUCCCGGGGAGCCACAACCAGCGUCCGCUUUUCCCGCCAUUCGCGGACGGCUCCGCCUCCCUCGCGCUCAUUGGCUGAGAGCUCAGCACCAGGCCACUCCCCUUUCGCGCAUCCGGCAGCGUUUCCCCGCCUCCUCCUCCUUACUUGGAGGACCGCCCCCACCUGCCAGGCCACGCCCGCUCCGGAGUCCUCCCGGGAGGCGGGCUUCGUGGGCCCCGCCCCCUCCCGGGGAGGCUCCCGCCAGGGGGCGCCGCACACCCGCCGCCGGCCUCCCGCCUGCGAGUCUGGCGCACACGCCCCCUCCGCCCCGCGCGCCGGCAGCUGCGAGCCCGCCGGGCUGCGCCGGGCCCUGCUCCGGGAGGGGCCGGCGUCCCGGACGGCCGCGCCAGCGUCUGGGUCGCCGAGCGUGUGAGCUAACGGACGUCAUGGAGGCAGAGCAGCGGCCGACGACGGGAGCCGGCGAGCCGGCGACCCCCGGGCUGGAGGCGGCGCCUCCGGCCGCCCCGGCGCCUGUGACCGCGGCCUCAGGACCGCCGCCCGGGGCCGGGGCCGCGCCCGAGCCCAAGAGGAGGCAGCUGGGGACUCUGCUCCAGCCCACGGUCAACAAGUUCUCCCUUCGCGUGUUCGGCAGCCACAAAGCAGUGGAAAUCGAGCAGGAGCGGGUCAAGUCAGCGGGGGCCUGGAUCAUCCACCCCUACAGCGACUUCCGGUUUUACUGGGACCUGAUCAUGCUCCUGCUGAUGGUGGGGAACCUCAUUGUGCUGCCCGUGGGCAUCACCUUCUUCAAGGAGGAGAACUCCCCGCCUUGGAUCGUCUUCAAUGUUCUCUCUGACACUUUCUUCCUGUUGGAUCUGGUGCUCAACUUCCGCACAGGCAUCGUGGUAGAGGAGGGUGCCGAAAUCCUGCUGGCCCCUCAAGCCAUCCGGUCACGCUAUCUGCGCACCUGGUUCCUGGUCGACCUGAUCUCCUCCAUCCCGGUGGAUUACAUCUUCCUGGUGGUGGAGCUGGAGCCGCGGCUGGACGCCGAGGUCUACAAGACAGCUCGGGCGCUGCGCAUCGUGCGUUUCACCAAGAUCCUCAGCCUGCUGCGGCUGCUCCGCCUCUCCCGCCUCAUCCGCUACAUACACCAGUGGGAGGAGAUCUUCCACAUGACCUACGACCUGGCGAGCGCGGUGGUGCGCAUCUGCAACCUCAUCGGGAUGAUGCUGCUGCUGUGCCACUGGGACGGCUGCCUGCAGUUCCUGGUGCCCCUGCUGCAGGGCUUCCCGCACGACUGCUGGGUCUCCGUCAACGGCAUGGCGAACCACUCGUGGGGACGCCAGUAUUCCCACGCCCUGUUCAAGGCCAUGAGCCACAUGCUGUGCAUCGGCUACGGGCAGCAGGCUCCGGUCGGCAUGCCCGAUGUCUGGCUCACCAUGCUCAGCAUGAUCGUGGGUGCCACGUGCUACGCCAUGUUCAUCGGCCACGCCACCGCCCUCAUCCAGUCGCUGGACUCUUCCCGACGUCAGUACCAGGAGAAGUACAAGCAGGUGGAGCAGUACAUGUCCUUCCACAAGCUGCCCGCCGAGACGCGGCAGCGCAUCCACGAAUACUACGAGCACCGCUACCAGGGCAAGAUGUUCGACGAGGAGAGCAUCCUGGGCGAGCUGAGCGAGCCGCUUCGGGAGGAGAUCAUUAACUUCACCUGCCGGGGCCUGGUGGCCCACAUGCCGCUCUUCGCCCAUGCCGACCCCAGCUUCGUCACGGCUGUGCUCACCAAGCUGCACUUUGAGGUCUUCCAGCCGGGGGACCUGGUGGUGCGCGAGGGCUCCGUGGGCCGGAAGAUGUACUUCAUCCAGCACGGGCUGCUCAGCGUGCUGGCGCGUGGCGCCCGGGACACCCGCCUCACCGAUGGGUCCUACUUCGGGGAGAUCUGUCUGCUGACGCGGGGCCGGCGCACGGCCAGCGUGCGAGCCGACACCUACUGCCGCCUCUACUCGCUCAGCGUGGACCACUUCAACGCCGUGCUGGAGGAGUUCCCCAUGAUGCGCCGGGCCUUCGAGACUGUGGCUGUGGACCGGCUGCGCCGCAUCGGCAAGAACUCUGUCCUGCAGCGGAAACGCUCCGAGCCCAGUCCGGGCAGCAGUGGGGGCACCAUGGAGCAGCACUUGGUGCAGCACGACAGGGACAUGGCCCGGGGCGUGCGGGGCCCAGCCCCCGGCACAGCAGCUCGGCUCAGCGGGAGGCCGGCGCUGUGGGAGCCGCUGCUGCACGCGCCCCUGCAGGCAGCAGCCGUGACCUCCAGCGUGGCCAUUGCCCUGACUCACCAGCGGAGCCCUCUGCCCCUGUCCCCUGACUCUCCAGCCACCCUCCUGGCUCGCUCUGCUCGACGUUCAGCAGGCUCCCCGGCCUCCCCGCUGGUGCCUGUCCGAGCCGGCCCUCUGCUGGCCCGGGGCCCGUGGGCUUCCACCUCCCGCCUGCCCGCCCCGCCUGUGCGAACCCUCCACGCCAGCCUGUCCCGGGCAGGGCGCUCCCAGGUGUCCUUGCUGGGUCCCCCCCCCGGAGGAGGUGCCCGGCGACUAGGACUCCGGGGCCGCCCCCUCUCCGCCUCCCAACCGUCUCUGCCUCAACGGGCAGCUGGCGACGGCUCUCCUGGGCGUAAGGGCUCAGGAAAUGAACGCCUGUCCUCCUCAGGGCUCCUGGCCAAGAUGCCAGGGACAGCUCAGUUGCCCAGGCCGUCAGUGCCCGAGCCAGCUGACCCCCGGGGCCCCCAGCUCUCUGCCAACAUGUGAAACCCUUGGGUAAGCUCUUGGGUGCGGCAGUGUGAGCCUGAGGGCAGAUGCCCCUUGGGGAAGGCCAAGGGGACCUGAGACGUGGCCCUGUGGGAACCCCGCCCCAGGAGAUGGCCUCUGUCCUCAGCUCGGCCCCCGCAGCCUGCCCGACAUCCUCUAAUCCAUUCACCCGUCCGUCCGUCAAGUGUACUGAGCGCCUUCCAUGUUCGAGACACUGUGCCAGGCGCUGUAUGUCCUCACUGCCAAGUAGAGUGGGUCCAGGGCCUCCGAGGAGGGUGCUCCCCGGGAUGCUCCUGCCGGGGUGCAGGCUCAGACCCAGGCCCCGCUGCACGGAGCACAAGUCCUCGUCCCGCCACCACUGCCAAGCGACUAGAUGUCUCUGUUUCCCGGCCCUUGACCCCGCAGGAGCCGGCUGCUGGGGGUGACUUCUGUCUCCCCGUCACCCGUGCCUCCGCUGCUGUCAACAGACGCCUCGGCCCCGGGCGUGGGGAGCCCACCACCACUGCGGCUGCGGCCCGUCCCCCUCCCCCCCGCCCGCCGUGGGAACACCUGUCUCCUGUCACGUCCUCUGCACCCUCCGUCCCUGUGGGUCAACUGUCUUUGUAAACCGGGAGCAGCCUCCUCCCAGUGCCCCUGCCCCAGUGGUGUCCCCCUUGAGGCGAAGGGACGGUUGGCACGUCCCCGUUUAACGUGCCAGCCCAGAUGCCCACGCGGCUGAUUCCUCAGAGGCAUUUUUUCUCUCCCCCUCCCUUCCUCUUGUUUGUUCUUAUUAUUCAAUCAUGUAAUAAUUGUAUUUAUUCAUUU
This is a messenger RNA of Hyaena hyaena (striped hyena), 4048 nucleotides long. It is a transcript of the gene HCN3, whose product is annotated as hyperpolarization activated cyclic nucleotide gated potassium channel 3. The record is from RefSeq and is a predicted model, not a curated record. Gene Ontology annotation, cellular component: membrane. The transcript has 9 exons. The coding region runs from base 899 to 3244 and encodes 781 amino acids. Gene Ontology annotation, biological process: potassium ion transport; transmembrane transport. Gene Ontology annotation, molecular function: voltage-gated potassium channel activity. Lineage: Eukaryota; Metazoa; Chordata; Mammalia; Carnivora; Hyaenidae.